Molecule: messenger RNA, 1380 nt
Organism: Arabidopsis lyrata subsp. lyrata
Lineage: Eukaryota; Viridiplantae; Streptophyta; Magnoliopsida; Brassicales; Brassicaceae
Product: putative F-box protein At2g33200
Exons: 1
Coding region: 23-1132 (369 amino acids)
Molecular function (GO): protein binding
Source: RefSeq, a predicted model, not a curated record
CCCAUCAUUCUCGUCAUCGACAAUGUCGAAAGUUCAUGAUUGGUCAAAGCUUUGCGACGAUCUUUUGCGAUCAAUCCUCGAAGGCUUGAACACUACCAAAGAUUUUCAUCGAGCGAGUAGUGUUUGCUCAAACUGGUAUACCAUUUCAAGAACUUGUAAGCGACCUAUAAAUCUGUUUCCAUGGCAAAUCCUAUUCAAAGAGAAUUCAACUUUGCUCUUUGUCCCUGAAGAAAACAAAAAUCACGAAAUUCAACAUCCCGGAAUCGACUUUUCGGAUAGGUAUGUUCUUACUAGCUGCAGCAAUUGGCUCUUGAUGAUUGAUUAUAAUGUAGAUUUUUUUCUCAUAAACGUGUUCACUCGUGAGAGAAUCAAUCUUCCAUCCAUAGAGUCAUCGAUUAUUGGUCUUGGUCAAGCACAUUUCGUCGAGCCUACCGACAUAAUUUCUGCGAAAAAACAAGCUUGUCUUUGGAUAGAUGAAACAACAAAGGAUUAUGUUGUUGCUUGGAGUUAUAACCAAUACCACUUAUUCAUAAACAAGAAAGGAGAUGAUUCAUGGUCGAGUCUUGAAGACACAAAGUGUGUGUAUAUUGCUUGUAAUAAAGACUACAAGCUUUAUGUGUAUACAUUAUAUAGUUGCAUCAAGAUUUUUGAUAUAUCUAGUGAUUCCCCUGAAGAGAUUGUCGAAGAAAACCCGUACCGUAACCAUCCGUUUCGCUUUCGCCAAUUUUCCCAACCUUGGGAACAUUAUUGGAAGCAGAGAGUGGCGGUUACUAGCUUUGGAGAGGUUUUGAUGAUCGUGAGCUUGAAAGGGUUGGAAAAUAAACGUUUGUUUUAUAUCUAUAAGAUGAAUUUGGAGAAAAGUAAUUGGGAAAGAGUAGAUUCUCUUGGAGGUGAGAUGUUGAUAUUUGGUCAUGGGGUCACGAUUAGAGCACCAAUGAAAGAUAUUAGUAGUUUGGGAAUCAAGAGUGAUUCAAUUUUUUUCUCCGGUGAAGAUCUCUGGCCAGGAAGUUAUCCGUAUAAUCCCAACACACAACUUUAUUGCGGUGUGUUCGAUCUUACGACAAGUACAAUCACAUGGUCUAAACCAUUAGAUGUUUCGUUCUUGAAGAUAUCGUGGUUCGUUCCCGCAUGAUCUUGAGUCUUGUUCUGGAGUUUGGUUUCUCAUUUGAUCUAAUCGAAAGAUCUAGAUAGAAUCAGGAGCUGAAGCAGAGCCAAGUUGUUUCGGCUACUCUGACUUUAGAUUUACUAUCGAUUUGUUCAAGUAUUGUGAUGUUGUAAGCUUUUAUUUAAAUUUUGCGAAGCUUAAACAAUGAUUUUCCUUGGGAAAUUUGUGGAUUUAAUUAAUCUUUGGUUGAUAAAAGUUUGUGUUUCUAUUAGAAA